This is a messenger RNA of Megalopta genalis, 4550 nucleotides long. RefSeq lists its product as uncharacterized. NCBI's taxonomy places the organism in Eukaryota, Metazoa, Arthropoda, Insecta, Hymenoptera, Halictidae. The record is from RefSeq and is a predicted model, not a curated record.
AAUGUUGACACUUUUUGCCGUCAAUGGCGUACGAUAGACGCACCUGUGUCGAUGUGUCAGAGAAAUUUUGUACUAUAUUGGAUUUUGUAUGACGUUAUCGUCAACCAGUGAAAUGUAAUUAUAGGAGUGGCAUUUACGAAUUAAUUGUAAUAGAUAGUAGUGUCGUAGAGAACCAGUGCAUUCUAAUUACGGAUGUUUAAAAUUAGAAUGUUCAAUGGCUGUGAAUAUGGAAGUAGACAAGAGCAUGUCCAAAGAGGUUGACACUCAACUUUCGACAAGCAAUUCGACGGAAUUUAAGGACGGCGUUCGUCAUGAGAACAACGAAAACGUACAAGACCUCCAGGAUCCUUAUUCAUCCCUUGAUAGUAAAACAAUUAACAACCACAGAUGCGAUCAAACCAUUCUAUACGCACAACUCGACGGUCCCGAGAUUUAUGCUAACGAAUUAUCCGAUAAUCGAGUCUUAGAAAAUAAAAAAGGGGAGGACAGUUUAGAAAAUAAAAAGGAAGAUUCGUCUGAGUCUAUGAAACAUUUAAAGAGUGAUUGUAAAGAUCACAAACGAGAAUUAACAUCACAAAAUUCUACAGAUAGUCAUGCAUCCCAAGCUCCAUUAGCUUUUACAAUUGAUUUCGGCAAUGAAGGAGUGGACACCACAAAAUAUCAAAAUCUAUUCGAAAGGUAUAAUGCCAGGCAUAAAAGAAAUCUUUCUACUUCAAAGGUAGAAAUUAACCCAAGGAAAAGUGGUACAUCAUUUUCUUCAAAUUCAGUGCAAAAACAAAAAGUUUCUAGUACACAUUCUGAGGGAUACUUUAGCAGUGAAGAUGAUACAAAAAGAAAAACAGAUCAAUUGUCAGAGAAAUUAAAGCAGCUAGGUUCAAGAUCAUUUUUAAAAUCAUCCAAUACUGCAAAAAAAUCCGAGUCUAACGCAAAAGUAUUGAAUUUUCAAAAUUCAAAAGAAGACACAAUGACUAGAUCAUUUGAACAAUCAAAACAUAGUAAACUUCCUUACAAAAAUCUUUCUCUAGAACUUUCUUACUCAGAAAAAACAAAUACAACAACAUAUUGGGGCCCUCAAAAGUCUGCUACUAUAAACGACUUAAGUCGAAUUCAAUCUAACAAUUACGACGAUACCGCUAGCGAGAAACAGUAUACGAAAAACAUAGAUCAGGAGGAUGACUAUGAACAUUCGUCUGACAAUGAAAAAGUUUCGAAUAUCAGUUAUGCUAGAAAGAAAAGUAUUAGCGUGAAGGAACACAAUUUAUCUAGUGUAAAGUAUACAGUAGAAGUAAAUCCAGAUGUGACAACUGAGACCAACAUAGAUACUUUCAAUGUUAGCAACAUUGACGCAGGAUCUGACGGUGAAAUUAGCGAAGCAGGAACAUAUACAAUACAUAAAGAUUACACUGAUGAAGAAAAAGCACGGAUGGAUAUCGACAAAAUAUUCAAUGUUGGUGUUUUCACUGAAGAUGAAAGCAAUGAAGCACGCGUUCAUAGUUUUAAAAUGAGUGCUUCAAGGGAUAACAAUACAUGGAUAUCAGAAUGGGCUUCUCAAGUAGCAGAACAUAAUUCUCUUCCACCAGUGAUAGGUGGACCAACUGGACGUACUCCUCCACUAAGUCCUUCCAAAAUACCAUCUCCUAUACAUACUAGAUCUCAAAGACUGGCUCGUAGUCGUAAUGAACAAAGCGACAGCAGUUUAGACGCGGAGUCAUACUUACGAAUAAAGGAACGAAUUGGAUUAAUGUCGAACCAACACAUACUUAUUGAUUCUGGUGGAGAAUCUGAUGAUGACACCAGCAAUAGUUACAACACUCCUCCACACAGUUCACAACGGACACCCGUGCAUGGUGCAUUAGCAAGGCGAGGAAGUUUAUCCGAAUCUCUCUUUAGAAGAAUUAAUGUCAGCGAAAACAGAAGAAGUCUUCGUAAAUACUUAAGUUCAAACAAAUCUAAGACUGAGGAUGGUAAUGCAGAAUUAAGUAGUCCGUCCAAAGAUUUUGCUUCCCUUCAUUUAGGAAAGCGAAGUAGUUCCUUGGACAGGAGAGAAUAUACAUCCGACACAACCGAGUCCAAUACGUCCAGGAGAAGUAGCAUGAAGUAUUAUCAAGACGAUGAAGCUAAAUACACAACUAGCCCUGUUUUAAGCCAUCUAAGACCAUCUACGCCAAAAUUAACUAAUAGUCCGAUCGUAACUCGUAAGACAGUCACAAAAAUCGUUAAUUCGCCUGUGCUAGAAAGGACUAAGCACUUAACAAAAUCUUCUCCGCAAGCGAAAAAUAUCGGAUAUUUCACUUGCGUUGAGAACAGUCCAUACAUGUUAAGAAAAUCUAAUAGUACAGCAAGUUACCACGAAGGAACCAUUGGUUUUAAUAACAAAGAUUUACUACCAAAAACGAACAGUGUUCUACAGAAUAGUCCAAACCUUCAACGUAAUUUAAGCAUCCAAAGAUCGUGCAGUAAUGCGAACAUUAGAAGUAUAAAAUCUCAGAGUCAGUCCUCGCGUCGCAGUAGCUUUAACAGCAGUGACAUCGAUAAAACAUCUUCUGGGGGAAGAUGUUUGGCUGCUUCCGAUAGUAGCAGCGAAACAGGUGAACAGCAAGUAAAAUCAUCUUUACCAGCGGCAUCUUCUGGAAUUAAAUUGAAUCGAGCUUUCAGUAUAAGGAGAGCGAGACUAAAUUGUGAGUCUGAUACAACACCGAAUACUACUCCAGAAGAGAGGCGCAGGAGAGCACAGAGUGAAGUAAAAUCAGUACCUUCAACGAAUAAACAACAGAAUUAUCAUCGAAGUCGUAUAGCUAGCGCUAAUACACAUAGUAAGGAACCUAUAAAAAGAUCGGAACCUAUAAAACCUAGGGCUGUGUCGUUGUCGAGGACUGAUAGUACCAGACUUAGUAUACGGGUACCAAAAUCAGCACAUCAUGCUGCGGUUACACAACGACCCAAUCAGAGAGUAAAUAAAGAUCAGAAGUCUGGUAGAAGUAAUUCAACGUUGACAUCAAAAGAAGUAGAAUUUCAGAAUUGGAAAAGAAGAAAAAGUUACGAUCCAAUGAAAGCAGCCGCUGAAGGUAGAAAAAAAUUAAUGGAUAAUACAAAGAAACAUCACAGUACAGAAGAUAGUACAGGAAAUCACGAUAAUUCUGUAUUACGGUCAGCGAGUUUUCAUGGAACAGGUGGUGCUCUCUCAUUAGCUAAUGAGUGGUCUGACAACGAAUUAAAUUUUGCUCAGAAUGACAAUCAAGUACCUCCACCAUGCAGUCCACAGUUGGAAAGCGAUAGCGAUCUUGAAACGUCUUAUUACUUGCAAGCAACGCAAAAUGUUGUCUCAGCUAUGUCAGCUCGUAUUACAGUCUGUCAUUCACCUUUAAUGGACUCUGACAAUGAGAGCGACGAAGACACUAGUCAUAGUUUGCAUAAAGAUAUAUCAAAAACGUUACGUCAGCCUAGCGAUACAGAAAGUAGCGACGACCGCCAGCCUAACACACAAAAUGUUAUUUCAAAUACUAAAUAUAAUAGAGCAUUCAGUUUACGCAAAGCAAGAUUAGAAACUCAACCAACAAAACUACCAACAAAUGUAAAUAAUAAGAAAUCGGUGACGCAUGAGAGUAGGGCAAAAUCCGAGACUAUUACGAGUAUUAGUAGAACUGAUUCCGGUCGCUUUAGUAUGCGAUCAAAUAGAACUUCGAAUACGGGUUCUAAAACAAAACCAAAGGAAACUAAAAAGCCUGCAACGCCAAAUGCAAGGGAAGUUGAGAUGCAAAAUUGGAAACGCCGUAAGAGUUACGAUCCCAUGAAAGCUGCUAUGGAAGGGAGAAGAAAAGCAGGAUUAGCGAAGAAAUCUGUGAACGCGAAUCUAUCUCCGAGUCACGUUGCAAGAUCACGCAGUUUCCAUGGUUCAUCAGGAGUUGGAGUUAGCGAUUGGAGUGACGAAGAAUUGGCUAUAUCUGCGGAUGAAACAACCGUUUAUUGAAAGUUACAGCACUAAUCGCAUGUCAUGAAUGAAUUCGGUUAAAAUCAGAAGUAUAGCUGUGGUAGUCGAUGUAUAUAAAAAGUGUAAGAGGAUCCGUUCUUACCAGAAUUGCUCUAUAAAUAGUUCUAUAAAUUUAAAAUUACAUAUAUUAAACAGUGAAAAAUGUUAAAAGAUCUUUUCUAUAUUAAAAGAUUCUAUUUUUUGCAACUUUUAACAUUAAGAAACUAUAGAUCUAUAUGGCUAUCAGUACUGCUCUAAGUUAAAGUAUCACUAUUUAACGAAAUCGAUGCGUAACUUUAUAUCAUUAAUGAUUCAAUACUCUUAUAUUUCAGUUUUGCUUCUAUCAGAGUUUAAACAGUGAUUUCUCUCGUAUACUAGAAUAUGUGAAGUUGAGUAUCGAGUGUUGAAUGAUUAGAAAACGAAUAUGUCAGAACCUCUUGAAGUUUAUGGUAAUGAAAAUAUAGUUCCAAUCUUAGGGCCUAAGAAUAACGAACGCUAAUAUACAAGAGUCGUGUGUGUUAUAUUGGUUUAAUUGUGAUUGGACCAAUCAUAUAGAAGAAUAAAAACAUUAACAUCUUCAGCA